AAAAGUUUCUCCUAGUUCUGGUCCGAACUGCAGUUUCUCAAACCCUUCGUCGCCUCAAACUCUCUCUCUCUCUCUGAGACAUGGUGGCCUCGUCCUCAUCGUUGUCUGAGUACUCCUCGGACUCGUCCUCGUCGUCUUCGUCUGUAUCUCGCCGCAGACAUCAUCGCCACCACCGCAGUCGCCGAGAUAAAGACAAGGAUAAAGACAAAGAUGCCCUCAAGAUCCGAAAAAAGACCAGUCGCUCCAACACUAAACGACGUCGCAGACACCGCCACCGCCACUCCUCGUCGGAUUCUUACUCUUCCUCCUCUCCUUCCGAUUACAGAAGUGAUAGUUCUUUGGACAGUGAGCUUGAAACAUCUAGUAAGUCAAAGAAGCGCAAGAAGAGUGACAGACAUAAGAAGGGCAAGGAAAAGGACCAGAGCAAGACUCAUCGCCGUAAACAUAAUAGGAAACUCAAAGAGAAACAGAAGAAUGAGAGAAGUAGCGGCCCCGUUCAGCUUUCAAAGUUUUUAGGGCGUGACAAAGAUAACGGAGUUCGUCGCAGUGCUGUCUCUGGAAAAAAGAUUCUACUGAAACUUGAGAAGACAAAGGAGGACAAGGCGGCUGAAGACAAAAGGAAUGAAUUGCUGAAGUUCUUAAAUGCUAGUUUUGAUUGAUGUUGUGGAGUCCAUGGAAUCAACGAGUGAAUGAACGAGUUGAGUCAGUUCCAGCAUCUGCUCCCUCAUCUUAACGAUUUCGAAAGGACUUUCUCUUAGCUCCAAGUUUAGCAAAGAGUCGUAUUUUGCACUCAUGUUCGCCAAUUAGAGUGUGGUUGAAAAACUUUGGUUUGGCCGAUGUAUUAGUAUUCAUUUCGUACUGUCAUUAUAUAUUAUCUUAUAUCGAGGAUUCACCCCGGUAAGCUUUUUCAAAUUGAUCAGUGUAGCAAACUUGGUAGCUGGUUGAUGAUUUGCCCGUGCAUCAUGCUAAUAAACAGAUUAAUUGAUCAAUUUGUAAAGGGUAUUUUAUCACUUUAAUGUAAAAGUUCUUGUUUUGUCUCGUAA
Pyrus x bretschneideri (Chinese white pear) is the source of this 1043-nucleotide messenger RNA. Its product is annotated as protein FAM133B-like. The record is from RefSeq and is a predicted model, not a curated record. The transcript has 6 exons. The coding region runs from base 81 to 659 and encodes 192 amino acids. NCBI's taxonomy places the organism in Eukaryota, Viridiplantae, Streptophyta, Magnoliopsida, Rosales, Rosaceae.